This is a messenger RNA of Amphimedon queenslandica, 1982 nucleotides long. Its product is annotated as transmembrane 9 superfamily member 1-like. The record is from RefSeq and is a predicted model, not a curated record. NCBI's taxonomy places the organism in Eukaryota, Metazoa, Porifera, Demospongiae, Haplosclerida, Niphatidae. Gene Ontology annotation, biological process: protein localization to membrane. The coding region runs from base 23 to 1792 and encodes 589 amino acids. The transcript is spliced from 14 exons. Gene Ontology annotation, cellular component: membrane.
CGACCGAGUAGGCGAGGUCAAAAUGGCGUCAAAUUUAAGAGCCAUUUUUUACCUUCUCCUUCUCUCUCUUCUAACCAUCGACACGGUUACCUCCGCUAAAUACAAACAAGACGAAAAGAUUGUCCUUUAUGUAAAUAAAGUCGGCCCCUAUUACAAUCCACAAGAAACAUAUCAUUAUUAUUCUCUGGCUGUUUGUGUACCUGAGAAGAUAGAGCAUCGUAGUUUGACGUUAGGGGAAGUCCUAGAUGGAGACAGGAUGGCAGUCUCUCUGUACGAUAUCCAGUUCAAUAAGUCAGUCCCUCAUGCUGAACUCUGUACACUGGUCCUUACUGCUAACGACAUUGCUAAACUACAAGAAGCAGUCGAGGAUCUUUAUUACUUUGAAUUCGUAUUUGAUGAUCUACUGAUGAGAGGGUUCGUGGGUCACUUGGAAGAGGGUGCGUUUCUACCGCACAACCAUCGUACCUACCUCUGGACCCACUUGCAUUUCUCGUUUGGUUACAGUGGACAGGAGGUCGUUGAAGCUAAUGUUAGUACAAUAGGAGCAACGGCCUAUAGUCUUGAUGAUACUGAACCACCGGUUAAAGUUACCUUUACUUAUAGUGUGUCAUGGAGCAAAUCAUUGCGGAGUUAUCAUGACCGUAAUAAAGAAUUAAAAGUAUUUUUUCCGAAAUCAAUGGAGAUACACUGGCUUUCUGUUAUCAAUUCAGUUGUUCUGGUUUGUCUCCUCUUAGGAUUUGUGACAAUAAUUCUGAUGAGGGUCCUUCACAAUGAUUUUGCCAGAUACAAUGUUAGUGAUGAUGAUCCUGAUGACUUGAGAGAUCAAGAUAAUUACGGUUGGAAGAUUAUCAGUACUGACGUGUUUAGAUUCCCACAGAACAAAGGAUUGCUAAGCUCCAUAAUAGGUGUUGGCACUCAGUUUAUAACACUCUCUCUUGCUAUAAUUCUAAUGGCCCUGUUAGGAUUGUUUAAUGUCCACAGGCAUCAUGCCAUGAAUUCAACUAGUAUAUUACUCUAUGCCCUCACGUCCUUCAUUGCUGGACUAGUCUCUACUAAUUUCUAUAGGAAGAUUAAUGGAGAGAGCUGGGUCUGGAACAUCAUCCUUACGUCAUCUCUGUUUGCCUUUCCUUUCUUCCUUACAUGGAGUACAGUUAAUUCUGUUGCCUGGUAUCAUGGCUCCACUCAAGCUCUUCCAUUCACUACAAUAAUACUCAUCAUGUUCAUGUGGCUCAUUGUCGGGUUUCCUCUCACCAUUCUUGGUGGUAUACUUGGUAAGAAUGUCAGUGGAGGUUUCGAUGCUCCUUGUCGCUCAAAGAACAUAGCAAGGGAGAUCCCUCCCUCUCCCUGGUAUCAUAGCACUCUGGUCCACAUGGCCGUGGGAGGGUUCCUACCAUUCAGUUCAAUCAGUGUUGAAUUGUACUACAUCUUUGCUACCGUUUGGGGCCGUGAGGUGUACACUCUCUACGGGAUCGUAUUCAUCGUUUUCCUUAUUCUAAUUAGUGUCACAGCCUGCAUAUCCGUUGCGCUGACGUACUUUAGACUAUCCGCCGAGGACUAUCGCUGGUGGUGGCACUCAAUCCUUACAGCUGGUUCAACUGGAUUAUUUGUUUUUGCGUAUGCUUUUUUCUAUUACUACAAGAGGUCACAUAUGUACGGAACCCUUCAAACAGUCGAAUAUUUUGGUUACACUAUCUUAAUCUGCUACGUUUUCUUUCUCAUGCUCAGCACCGUCUCCUUCUUUGCUUCCCUCACUUUCGUUCGCUACAUGUACCGCAAUCUCAAGGCUGACUGAGUCCAGGGGGAUAUAGCACAACUUAAAUAUUAUUAUUAUUAUUAUUAUUAUUAUUAUUAUUAUUAUUAUUUAACAACUUUGUUGUGGAGGAGGAACAGAAAAGAUGGGGGAGAGAGAGAGAGGGGUAUAUUGUUAUUAUUAUUAUUAGUGAUUUAUUUCAUUCUUAUAAACAGAUUUAAUUUGAAGUUUA